AAAAAAAAAAAAAAAACCUUGAUUUUCUCCUUUGAGAAGGCAAGCUACCUUCAUCCUCUGGAACAUAAGCAGAUGCAACCGGCACCUGGCGGUGGCGGCAGCGCUGGCGGUGGUGGUGCUGAACUGAGUCGAGGUGGGCUUGCCCGCUUCCGCUCAGCUCCAUCCACCUGGUUAGAUGCAGUACUUGAGGGAGAGGAAGAGGAAGAGGAAGAGGAAGAGGACACUCUAAAGCCCAACCAGUGCUUGACUCAGCUUCUUACUUCCAAUACUGUGACGCCCGAGGGUCGUAGCUCGGGUUCCUUUGCGAGGUCCGCGGAUCCGGGGCCGUUUGAACCCUCUAGUUUUCAGAGGCAGAACAGUUCUCCAGCUACUUUUCUUGGGAAUUCUGAUGUCUACUUCUCUAACUUCGGAAUUCCAGCGAAUUAUGAGUAUUUAUCGCCUAGUUUCAGUGUUUCUUCCGCGAAUAAGCGGUUGAGGGAAGCCGAUACGCAACAGCCAUCCACAAAGUUUCAGUCUCAGUUGAAAGGUGAGCAAAGUGGGGUAUCUGAUUUGAUGGAUAAAGACAUGGAGAGGGUUUUGGAGGACUCAGUACCUUGCAGGGUUCGUGCCAAGCGGGGUUGUGCUACACAUCCUCGAAGUAUUGCAGAGAGGGUUCGGAGAACACGUAUAAGUGACCGCAUCAGAAAGCUUCAGGAACUUGUGCCAAACAUGGAUAAGCAAACAAAUACUGCAGAUAUGCUAGAAGAGGCAGUAGAAUAUGUAAAAUAUCUUCAAAGGCAGAUUGAGGAACUUACAGAGCAUCAAAGAAAAUGCCAAUGUAAAGCUAAAGGAUUGGAAGAAGAUACCUAAAAAUGCCUACCCACCACUUAGUGUAAUUAUGAUAAAGCUCGUGAAGAUCCACAUUGUAAUUACAAGAUUCACCAUCUACUGCAUCACAUUCUUCUUUGAUACUUAGCUGAUGGCUAUUCAAGAAGAGAAAGAAGGUGUCAGGUGAAAAUUUGUCUACCAGUUUGAUGAAUUCCAUACUUUUGCAAAGUAGCUGCAAUUAUCAUCCUGUCGUUACAUAUCUGUGUGCUUUGAGCAUUUGUAAAUGUUUCUCCUGUAAUUAUUUGUUUUAUAUUUUUAAUAACAAGAAGUUUUUGCA
This is a messenger RNA of Rubroshorea leprosula, 1144 nucleotides long. The record is from the annotation of a GenBank genome assembly. NCBI's taxonomy places the organism in Eukaryota, Viridiplantae, Streptophyta, Magnoliopsida, Malvales, Dipterocarpaceae.